UGUAACGUAAAUAGAAUUAAACAUAAGAUGGUACAGCUAGAAAUAAGAACCAAUCGGAUAGGCAAAGAGAAAAACAUUUUCGUGAUUCCAUUUCUACACGAAUAAGAAAUAAUAACAAAAAACUAGUACAAAGUACAAAGAUAUUUAAUUAAAUAAUAAAUAUGUUACGCACGCCCAGUGGUAGGGGUUCGAAUUUCCCAGCGUACAGCAUUGCACUAUCCGUUGUCGUUCAAUUUUUAAUUACGAAUAACAAAACAAUGUUUCUCGCGUGUGCUCCUUAAACGCAGUCAAAUCGUGGUUAUAUCGAGGUUCAUAAUUCUUUAUUAUCGCUAGACGUUCAAGGAAAUCGUGGUAAGUACAAAUCAAUUACAUUAACACGAAUCAAUCCGUGUCUUACCCAUUAUCUUUAUGAUAUCGUAUCAUUAUCAUUAAUAUAUUUAUAUAUAUAUGACCUCUUUUUAAUGUUUUCUAGAAAUGAGCAUGUGUUGAAUCGACCCUAUAUUGCAAUAAUAAUGGCUGAGAAAGUUUACUUAUAUCAGCUAGUAGAAUUUAUUGCUGAGAAAACUAAAGGUGGAAAAUCAAGUAUUGACUGUGUCCCAACAAAAUGGAUAGAGUUUGACAUGAUUAUUGGACAAUGCUUUGCAAAAUUUAUGCCCCCACCUUAUACCAUUGAACGUAAAAGAGAAUUGAAGCAAAUGGUCGUUGAUACCGAUGAUGCUCCACUUGAUUGGCCUAGAUACGCUGUUACUAUUCGUGGUGGCGCAGGUGCGUUUCAUAAUAUUUUCUUCUAUUCGUAUACAUGAUAUCUCAAUAUAUGUAAUUUUUCAACUCGUAAGAUUAUGUUAUUGGUCACGCCCAAUUUUUAUUUGUUACAUUUAA
This is a messenger RNA of Vollenhovia emeryi, 879 nucleotides long. RefSeq lists its product as uncharacterized. The transcript has a single exon. NCBI's taxonomy places the organism in Eukaryota, Metazoa, Arthropoda, Insecta, Hymenoptera, Formicidae. The coding region runs from base 462 to 803 and encodes 113 amino acids. The record is from RefSeq and is a predicted model, not a curated record.